Messenger RNA from Uncinocarpus reesii 1704, 4527 nucleotides. Its product is annotated as bimD protein. Bases 1 to 4527 code for a protein of 1508 amino acids. Lineage: Eukaryota; Fungi; Ascomycota; Eurotiomycetes; Onygenales; Onygenaceae. Gene Ontology annotation, biological process: DNA repair; mitotic sister chromatid cohesion. The record is from RefSeq and is a predicted model, not a curated record. Gene Ontology annotation, cellular component: chromatin; nucleus. The transcript is spliced from 4 exons.
AUGCCGUCGCGCAACCGGCGGGCGCGGUCCCCUACAAUGGAGGUUGAGGAGGAAGAGCAAUCCGGCUUGUACCGGCUCCGCUUCAAUGAGCCCAUCUCCUGGCGCGCAGGCAGGCCGAUUCUCGUGGCCGAUCUACUCCGGCGAUUGGAGUCGCUCGCAUCGGAGCUGCGGGAACUCGACCAAGAGGAGACGGACCGAGACUCGUUGACGAAAGUGUCGCAGGAACUCGCCAGUGGACAUCUGCUAGGGCAUAGGGACAAAGGCGUUCGGGCGUGGACCGCAUGCUGUGUGGUGGAUAUACUGCGGCUCUGCGCGCCGGAUGCCCCGUUUACCGCGAAUCAAUUGAAAGAUAUUUUUACAACAAUCGUCACCUCGAUAAUACCCGCCCUUGCAAAUCCGUCCAACGCAUAUAACGACCAACAUGUUUAUGUUCUAUCAUCCUUAGCGGAGGUGAAAAGUAUCAUCUUACUGACCGAUCUUGAUGCGCCUGAUACUCUCAUCCUCCCUCUCUUCUCGUCUUGCUUCGAUAUCGUCUCCGGCUCAGCGAAAGCCUCCACCGGCGAACCGUUGGCUAAAAAUGUUGAGUAUGACAUGACCCGGUUACUAGUCCCCAUCAUUGACGAGGCGUCCAGUCUCGCACCAGAGGUUGUGGAUGUCAUUGUUGCUCAGUUUCUCCGCGUCGACCCGCGGCUUCUGGAAGGCUCUGGGAACGCCAAAAAUAAAAAGGAGGCAGCCGUUGACAGCAAGCAGUCAACUCUCUGGAUGAAAGAUUACCCCCCCGCAUAUAAUAUGGCGAAAGCAAUUUGCAGCGCAUGUCCCGACAAAAUGACGAGUUAUGUUAGCCAGUACUUCAAUAAUGUUAUAAUCGAUGCGUCCGAUCCCUCAGCCAAUGGACACUCGAAGCGACAUCGUCAGGUUGACUUUACAGAUUCUGACGAUGAAGGAGAAAAUGUGAAAGAGCUAGACAAGGCUCAUCGUUUGAUUCGGGAACUAUGGCGUGCUUGCCCGGAUGUUUUGCAGAAUGUGAUACCGCAGCUAGAAGCAGAGCUAUCUGCCGAGUCCAUGUCGCUGCGAUUACUUGCGACGCAGACAAUAGGAGACAUAGUUUCUGGUAUUGGGGUGGCUGGUCCCCCUACGCCUGCAUCAAUGGACCCAGCCGCUUAUCCGCCAAUACCGUUUGCUAGAGAUUCUGAAUCUGAUACAUCGACCUCUAACGCGUUAUUAACACCUCUGUCUCCAAAACCCUUCUCCCAAGCUCAUUCCGCUGCUUAUGACAGUUUCCUUUCCCGACGGCAGGACAAGUCAGCAUCGGUACGUGCCGCUUGGGCCACCGCGAUAGGACGAAUUCUCCUUACAUCCGCCGGUGGUUCUGGAUUGAGUGACAACGAGGAGAAAAGCCUAUUAGAAGGGCUCAAGAGAAUGUUGAUAGAUGCUGAUGAGAAAGUUCGAAUUGCAGCCGUGAAAGUCAUUGGAACGUUUAGCUUUUCCGAUGUGAUCAGGAAAUUGGGCAUUGACGGCGGGCUCUCAGAACCAGGCUCCCUCCUUUCCACUUUAGCCGAAAGAGUAAAGGAUCGGAAGCAUGCAGUUCGCCAGCAAGCCAUGCCUAUCUUAGGAACAAUGUGGGCUGUUGCUUCAGGCGAAAUCGAAGCGAACAACGAGCUGGUCGUUCCCAUUCUUAAAGAUGCUCCAUCGAGAAUACUUGACGCCUUCUAUACGAAUACAGACGAAUUACACGUCCUGCUUGACCAUGUCAUAUUCGAAAUUCUUUUGCCUCUGUCCUACCCGCCAAUCAAGGUUAAGCGCUCGAAGUUCGAGUCAAGUCAGGCCCGGAAAUCGAAGUCUUCGGAGGAGGAGCAACCUGAUCCAGACGCUGUGCGUCUGCGCCGUAUCUUAACGCUAGCUAAGAACUUGGAUGAAAAAGCGAAAGCGGUUUUCUUCGCUCUUCAAGGCCGACAAUUGAAAAUGAGGGCGUUUGUGACCUUCUAUCUUGAAGCCUGUGAAGAGUAUAAUGGAGGUGUAAUGGAUAGCGAUGAGGAUGUAAUCAAAGCUAGGCUGACGAAGGUUAUUGAUACUUUAUCCAAGACCUUCCCGGACUCCUCGCUCGUAUCCGCUGAUCUUUGGAAAUUCGCUAAAAUGCAUGAUCGCCGAAGUUAUCAACUGGUACGGUUCGCCAUGGCUGCUGCAUCCGAUUAUCGCACUGUUACCAAAGCCAUUCGGGAGUUGACAAGUCGUAUCCAAUCCAACACGUCGGCCACUUCAUCCAUGCUUGGGAAUCUACUUCCGCUAGUUUAUCGAAGCAGCUCUUUAAUUUUCAACAGAAGCCAUGUACCAGCCAUAAUGAAACUGUCGAGAAAUGACGAAUUAGGACUAGGAAAUGUUGCCCAUGAGAUGCUAAGAGAGAUUUCUUCACAUAACCCCGAGGUCCUUGAAGCGCAUGUUCAAGAGAUGUGCAGAGACUUGGAGGCCCAAGCCCCUACGUCCAACUGCCCCGAUAACCCAGGGGUGGAGGAGAUUCUGAAAGCUUGUGCUGGUUUCGCAAAGAAACUUCCUAAUAAGCUUCCAAAAGAACGAAAUUUCUUAGUUGCACUCUCGAAUUAUGCAUUAUACAGCUCCUCUCCACCUGCAGCAAAGAAUGCUGUCACUAUUCUGCUGGCUGCCUCUGAUCGGAAGCAGAUGUAUGCUAAAGAUCUGAUCAAGAAGAGUGUCAAGGGAUGUUCGUAUGGGUCUGAACAUUUUCUUACCAAACUCGCUACUAUCUCACAAUUAAACCUUCUCUCACCGCAGGAGGUUGAUGAAGAAGGAGAUUUGAUUCUUGAUAUCGCAACAAAACAGGUUCUACUCACCAAUCGAAACCCCGAACCCGAUUCAGAUUAUUCGUGGUCGGACACCACGGAUGAGGAGACAUCGGCGAAAGAAUGGGCUCUUAAGAUACUUGUGAAUCGUGUCCGGUCGAAAGAAAUACCCGAAGACGAUGAUGGCGAAUUCCAAGCGUAUGCAUCGCCACUUUAUACCAUUCUCAAUGCCCUUAUCACAAAUCGGGGUGAGCUCUCUAAAGCUGCAGAUACGCCUGCAAUACAAAAGACAAGGCUUCGUCUCCUCGCUGCAAAAUCCGUUCUCAAGCUGUGCGCAUCUCGAGUUCUAUGCGAUCGGAUGUUCACACCGGCACAUUUCAACUCGAUUGCCCUAGUUGCGAUGGAUCAUGUGUUCGAGGUUAGGUCUGGAUUCAUAUCUCAACUAAAGAAAAGAUUGAUCCAAACACCACAGCUGCCCCCACGCUGGUAUACUAUCACAUUUCUAUUGGCAUUUGAGCCGGUUCCCAAUCUAAAGGAUAGCACCUUAACGUGGCUUCGGUCUCGAACUGCAUUCCACUCGCGACAAUCUCAGGGUAAAUCGUCAGAGCAGCAGACAUUGAUGGAAUCCAUAUUCGCACGUCUCCUCUCUCUUCUUGCCCAUCAUCCUGACUUUCCGCCCGAAUCCUCGGAGGAAUCGACCAAGGUCGAUGAUUUGAUUGAGUUUACCAACUAUAUCCUAUUCUACCUGACCGCAGUCGCGAGCGAGAAGAAUCUUUCCCUAAUUUUCCACAUUGCCCAGAGGGUGAAGCAGUCCCGGGACGCGAUAUCCACCUCAGAUUCAGAUGUAUUCUCCACCCGACUCCAUACCCUCUCAGACCUCUCUCAGGCUACAAUUCGCUGCUUCGCAGAAAUUUACUCACAACAGCACAAGAUUGGUGGUAGCAGCGGAAGCGGCGCCGCAAAUAUUUUACAAACGUAUCCUGGCAAGAUGAGAUUGCCGAGUUCGCUCUUCGCGACACUGAGCAGCCACCAAGAGGCGAAAGACAUUGCCACAAAAAAUUUCCUUCCACAAGAAGUCGAGGACAGGUUAGAAAAAGUGGUUCGAAACUAUAUAAAGCCAAAAACGAAUUCUGCAGGAAGAGAACGGAAAACGGAGUCAGGCCAUAGUGACAAGGGUCGCGAUGAGGGAACAGGCUCUGCAAAGAAGCCUCGCAAAGACAAGAAUGGUCGUACCAUUCCAAUACGGAGACGAUCAUCCGCUGGCACGGUCGUAACGAAAGAAACGAAGAAAGGCAGAAAACUUCGCUGUCGUCUGCUGCUCGGCGCCGGAGUGGUCGCGGGUCAGCGAAGACGGGUGUCAAUUAUGCGGAAAGAGGAUAGCGACGAGGCGGAUAAAGAGAUGGAGCAAUGGGAAGGAACUGGUGCUCGAACGGCGAACAAGAAGCAUCAUGAGUCUGUCGACUCGGAAGGCGAAGAGGUGUCUGAGCUUUCGUCCGCCCCAGACAGCCUGCAUUCUGAUAGCGCGGAUGGCGGAAACAACGAAGAUACGGAGAUGAGCGAUGUUGAAAAGUCCUCUACGCCCGCUCAGGCCAAAAGAGGUUCCAAGUCCAAAGAAUCCAUGUCCCCGGUUGCUGUGUCGAAGACUGGGCGCGGACGACAGCCAAAGUCAAGGCCGGAGGAAGACGAUGAAAAGCCCACAAAGGCGGCUCGCAGGUCAACUCGACGAGGGCGCUGA